Messenger RNA from Trichoplax adhaerens, 3516 nucleotides. RefSeq lists its product as uncharacterized. Lineage: Eukaryota; Metazoa; Placozoa; Uniplacotomia; Trichoplacea; Trichoplacidae. The record is from RefSeq and is a predicted model, not a curated record. Bases 1 to 3516 code for a protein of 1171 amino acids. Gene Ontology annotation, cellular component: plasma membrane. The transcript has 28 exons. Gene Ontology annotation, biological process: Ras protein signal transduction; positive regulation of GTPase activity. Gene Ontology annotation, molecular function: guanyl-nucleotide exchange factor activity; protein heterodimerization activity.
AUGGAGUGGUAUGAACAGGACGAUACCUUAGCCAGAUUGAAAGGUUGCUUUCGAACGCUGUAUCGCAAGGCGUUGGAAAAUGCAAUCCCUGACUUAACGAUUGCCGACGAAGGAUUAGAGCAUUUAGACAAACUAAUGAUACGAUUGCUUGUUAUAAUAUGCGCUUGUUUACCGCAUACCGUAGCCGAUGUGGAAGAGUAUAUAUUGGACACUUUUCCUAACCCAAUCGAUGAAUCAGUAAUUAGUGAAGCUAGAGGGAUGUUAGAAAAAGGAAAGAAAAGAAGUCAUCUAUCGGCCUGCGUUGAUAAGUUCCAUUCAGUCCUUCAAAAGGAUAUCCUUUGCUAUAAGAUAGAUCAGCAAUUAUCCUUAUAUGUUAUAACCGUAGCGGAUUACUUAAUAUGUAAUAUAUUGAAGCUGACUGGUACGUACAUCAGAAAUAUAAAACAUACAGAAAUUGGCAGUCAAGAUAUUAAAAUCGCGAUGUUUGCUAAUAAUCCGUUGCAAGAAUUAUUUAACCGUGACGUUGACCAAAUACAUGAGGAAAUGGGUCGAGACACCUUUAUUCCUUACGAAACAUUGGUAAAAGAGUUACUUUUAGAGGAGCAACAGUUUAUUCGGGAUUUAAACCUUAUUACAAAGAUAUUUAGAGAACCAUUUAUUACCGCGGCUCAUCUGUUUUCUGAAAGGGAGGUACAGCGGUUAUUUUCCAACGUUGAUGACAUUUACGAAUUUUCCGUAAGCUUCCUUGGAUUAUUGGAAGAUACGAUUGAAAUGGCGGACAAUGAUACGGAACAAUAUACUCAAGUUGGUGAUUGCUUUUUAGAAAUGGCUGAGGCUGAAGAGUUUAGCGUGUAUGAUACUUAUUGUACAUCCUUAAGGGAAUCUUCAAAAGUUUGGUCAAAUAUAUUACAGAAACCGGAAGUAUUAACUUAUUGUCAGUAUAUUGGAGCCAAAUAUAAAUUUAAAUUUAAGGAAGGAGUACAAUACAUACUGCCGAAAUUGUUAAUAGUACCUAUUCAGCACUGCUUAAAGUACUUUGACUUCAUUGAUCUCUUAGCAGGAGUAACAGUCCAUCAAGAAGAUCAUGAUAAUCUUGAACAGGCUUUGGGAAUUCUAAGAACUCUGCAGAUCCAAAUUAAAAAAACAUGUGAUACGUUAAUCGGAAAAAGGAGACAUUAUGGGGAUGCAUUUGAGUGUUUGUUGCGUCCUAGCAGACGGAGAACGCCAAUGCAUAUGCUUUACGAGCUCGAGGAAGCAAUAGAUGCGUGGGAGAGGGUAUACUGUAUAAAAUGUCAUCUGGAAAAAAGUGCCAUGGAUCGGACUCUGGAUGGCUUAUUACAAGAACAAGAAAAUGCAACCAUACUUAGACUUCCGGAUCCUAAGCAUUACAGAUUUGCUAUACCCGACAAAGUUGGAACUGAUGGCAAUAUUGUAUUGGAGGAGAAUAAAUAUAAUCCAUCCGGUGUGCCAUUAGUAAAGGGUGGAACUAUUUUAAAAUUAGUUGAAAGGCUAACAUAUCAUAAAUAUUCAGGAUUGAAUUACCAAGACUUUAGUGCUACCGUUAGGGAUGAAUAUAAAAAGUUUAAAAAGGAAUACCUAGAACCAGUACAACUACGAGUACUGAAUGUUUUACGUCAAUGGGUCGACCAUCAUUUUUACGACUUUGCCAAAGAUGAGAUACUUUUAGAUAGAUUGAAAGAAAUGGUUGAGUCAAAGAAAGGUAAAUCAAUGCGAAAAUGGAUCGAAUCGAUAGUAAAGAUCAUAAAUCGUAAGGAACAGGAAAUCUACUUCAGUAUUGCGUCCGAUACUUCUCCAACAUUUGAUUUUUCGCCUCCACCGAUAGAAUGGUAUAUUGCUCGAAAAUCGGAUCAAUACUCCAUUCUUACGCUUCAUCCGGUAGAAAUAGCUCGUCAACUGACACUUAUAGAGUCGGAAUUAUUUAGGGCUGUUAAACCCUCUGAAUUGGUUGGUGUUAUGUGGACAAAGCCUGAUAAGGACAAAUUAGCUCCAAACGUUUUGCAACUCAUUCAGCACUCGACAUUGAUUACGCAUUGGUGCGAAAAUGAAAUUUUAAAGCAUGAAAAUUUAGAAGAGAGAACAGCAGUAGUUUUGAGAUUCAUUGAAGUACUAAUGGUUUUCGAGGAGUUGAAUAAUUUAAAUGGGAUACUUGAGAUUGCUAGCGCAAUAGGUUCGUCGCCUGUUCACAGAUUAGAGCAUACUUUCAAGGAAAUUCCGCCUAAGCGACUUUCUUAUUUAAAGGAAAUGCUUGGACUUACAGCUGAUCAUUUCCGAAAGUAUAAUGAGAAAUUGCGCUCCGUAAAUCCGCCAUGUAUUCCGUUUAUGGGAAAAUAUUUAACAGAAAUUCUUCAUACCGAAGAAGGAAAUCCUGAUUUUUUACCGACUAGCUCAUCGGAAACUAUAAUUAAUUUUCAUAAAAGGCGUAAAGUCGCAGAUAUUGUUGGUGAAAUUCAGCAAUUUCAGAAUGUUCCAUAUUGUCUGAGAGAAGAACCCAGUAUCAAACGAUUUUUGACAUCCUUGGAUCCGACCGAAACAAAAAGUAAAAGCCAAUUUGAGGAUUAUUUAUACGAACAGUCUUUGAAAGUUGAACCUCGUGAUAAGACCGAUCCUCCGAAAUUUAGUCGUCGAACUGAUGUACCUUUAAAGUCUCCUGGUAUUAAGAUUCGAUCAAACUCUUUAACUGGUAUGGGUAUUAUGACAUCCAACCCAAUAGCUACCAGAAGAACAAGCGGUAGUGGCGGCAGAGAUUCUAUCAGAUCAUUUUCGGAAGCUGUCAAUCAAGGCUCUUUAGCUUCAAAAAAGCGUACUCUUAGCCGUAGUAGAGGUUCAAAUUUCGAAUUUCUUACAAGCACUUCUCAACCAGACGCUUUCUUAGGAAGAGGGGCGGUUCGAUCAUUAUCAUUGCCUAUUGAUCCAAACAUAAAGUUACUGAAGGGAAAUAGAAUCAGAACCGUUUCGAACUCAUCAAUAGCGUCAACAGAACCAAUUACGUUGUUUGAAAAUGAAUACGAGUCUAGCAAUGAAAUUAUUCCGCCAGUUCCGCCGCGGAAAAGUCGAUCAGCUUCAUCAAGUGACAUCCAUAGAUUAGAAGUUGUCGAAGAUAAGCAUGAAGUACUGACUCGCCAUUUAUCUUUCCGUGGCCACCCAAGUGGUGAUUCAAGACUGCCGCUCCCAAUUCAAGAAGAGGUAAUAUUUGAUGAAAAUGAUCAGCAGGACAAACCGCCUCCGUUGCCACCUAAACCGCGACAACUAUUUAUUGAAUCGACUAAUCCACAGAAAGCCGAUGAUACUGGAGUACCACCACCUUUACCGCCGAGAGAUUUUUCAUCUACACCAUGCGCUAACACAUUUUUUAAUGUUCAUUUCAUGGAUAAUGGUGAUGUUGAUGGAAAUGAUGUAGAUAAGGCUCCACUUCCACCACCACGAUUGCUUAAUCGAAGCACAUCAAAAACUGAUGAACCACCACCACCAUUACCACCACGGCCUGCUAAGGCAUAA